This is a messenger RNA of Fusarium vanettenii 77-13-4, 1344 nucleotides long. RefSeq lists its product as uncharacterized. Lineage: Eukaryota; Fungi; Ascomycota; Sordariomycetes; Hypocreales; Nectriaceae. The transcript has 5 exons. Gene Ontology annotation, biological process: carbohydrate metabolic process. The annotation marks the transcript as partial. Gene Ontology annotation, molecular function: hydrolase activity, hydrolyzing O-glycosyl compounds. The record is from RefSeq and is a predicted model, not a curated record.
AUGUACAAGACCGCCCUCCUUGGUCUCCUGGCCUCGAGCCCCGUCUCGGCCCAGCUCAACAGCCUGGCGCAGGCCGCCGGACUUCAGUACUUUGGCACCACCGUCGACAACGGAUAUCUUAGUGAUGAGGCAUACAAGGCCAUUGCCGAUGACACCGAAGAGUUUGGUCAGCUCGUCCCCGAGAACGGUCAGAAGUGGGACUCGACGGAGCCGACAAAGGGAACGUUUUCCUACGAAAAGGCCGACGUCGUUCCGGACCUUGCCAAGAAGAACGGACAGAUUCUGCGAUGCCAUGCUCUGACUUGGCACAGCCAACUUCCCAGCUGGGUGUCGGGUGGCAGCUUCUCGAAGGAGGAACUUACAUCCAUCAUUGAGGCUCACAUCUCCAACGUUGUUGGUCACUACAAGGGCGACUGCUAUGCUUGGGACGUUGUGAAUGAGGCCAUUGGCGACGAUGGUAACUGGCGGGAUAGCGUCUUCUACCAGACUCUCGGCACUGACUACCUUGCCAUCUCGUUCAACGCCGCCCGCAAGGCGGAUCCCGAUGCCAAGCUGUACUAUAACGACUACAACCUCGAGGGCAACGGUGCCAAGACGGAGCGCGCCCUUGAGCUCGUCAAGAUCGUCCAAGAUGCCGGUGCCCCCAUCGACGGUGUUGGCUUCCAGGGCCACCUCAUCGUCGGCCAGACCCCCUCGCGCGCUAACCUCGCCACUGUCCUGAAGCGCUUCACUGCCCUCAACAUCGAGGUCGCCUACACCGAGCUCGACAUCCGCCACGCCUCUAUCCCCGCCUCCGAGUCCGCUCUCAAGACCCAGGGUGACGACUUUGCCAACGUCGUCGGAUCCUGCCUUGAUGCCGAGGGCUGCGUGGGUGUGACCAUCUGGGGAGUUUCUGACAAGUACAGCUGGGUGCCUAACACUUUCAGUGGUGCUGGUGAGGCUCUCAUCUACAACGAUCAGUAUGAGAAGAAGCCCGCCUGGACUAGCAUUUCUAGCUUGCUCGCCGCCGCUGCGACUGGCUCCAGCGGCAAGGCCUCCACCGCUACCAGCGUCGCUCCCGUUGUCGAGACUUCUGCUCCAGCCACGACUCUCGAGACCCGAACCAAACCCGCCGUCUCCAUCUCCGAGGCUGCCCCUGCCCCUGAGCCCACAAGCCUCAUUGUGACUCCCUUCCUUAACAACACUGCCACUCAGACCACCCUCGAGAUCCGAACCUCUGCUGCCGCCCCCAUCGCCUCUGAAGACCAAGAUGAUGAGGACUGCGACGAUGAGGAGCAGCCUGAGCCCUUCCCCACCUAUGCCGUCCCCGGAAACAGCACCACACCCAUCAACGGCACCGUGCCC